This is a messenger RNA of Rhagoletis zephyria (snowberry fruit fly), 462 nucleotides long. RefSeq names its product NACHT domain- and WD repeat-containing protein 1-like. NCBI's taxonomy places the organism in Eukaryota, Metazoa, Arthropoda, Insecta, Diptera, Tephritidae. The record is from RefSeq and is a predicted model, not a curated record.
UGCCAGGAGCGUCGAAUGCUUUUGGAACUAGUUGGUCCUGAACUGCAGUCCAUUUACGAUGAUCGGCAAAUUGAGAUUGAAAUUGUCGACAUGCACUUCGGCACUGGCCCCUUACAUAUAAUGCAAGUCGAACAGGAUCCGUAUAUUCUACAAGAUUAUCUUCACGAAAUUGAGACUUGCUACAAUAACUCAAAAAGUGUAUUUUUUCUGGCGUUAAUCGGCGAUAGAAUCGGUCCCAUGCCAUUGCCAACGCACAUCGAUGACGAUAUUUUCACAGCCAUACUAGAGCAUACGCAAACGAGCGAUGAAGAGCGGAAUUUGUUACGAAAAUGGUACGCACAGACAGCAACAGGCACUCAAAAUAUAAGGAGUUGCAGCAGUAGUGAAGCAGAGGGCAAAGCUGCUAACGCACAUAGCAAAUACGUGCUUAAGCAGGACUAUCGGUGAGUGAUGUUUGGAUAA